Heterostelium album PN500 is the source of this 2982-nucleotide messenger RNA. It is a transcript of the gene xrcc3, whose product is annotated as AAA ATPase domain-containing protein. The record is from RefSeq and is a predicted model, not a curated record. Lineage: Eukaryota; Evosea; Eumycetozoa; Acytosteliales; Acytosteliaceae. The transcript is spliced from 3 exons. Gene Ontology annotation, biological process: resolution of mitotic recombination intermediates; t-circle formation; telomere maintenance via recombination. Bases 1 to 2982 code for a protein of 993 amino acids. Gene Ontology annotation, cellular component: Rad51C-XRCC3 complex; replication fork. Gene Ontology annotation, molecular function: protein binding; ATP-dependent DNA damage sensor activity; ATP binding.
AUGAAUAUAGAUAAAUUUAAAUGUGUUUUUAAUAAUGUUGUUCUAAGAAAUCAUAUAUUCAAUGAAGUUUAUAAAAUAAAUCAACAAAUAGUUCAGUUUUAUCAGAAACAAAUUAGAGAUACAGUAAAGGUAUACAAAUGGAAUGAAUUGGUGGUGAAUAAACCUGCUUUAGCUGGCAAUGGCUAUUUAGAGUUAUUGGAACAAUCAUACAAGACAAAUAAUGAAGGUACUCCUAAUUGGGUGGUGAUGAUCAAUACUAUUCGUGGUGGGAGUAUCGAGGUUCUCCUGUUUUUGUUGCAUCAAUUGAAAUGGGAUGUCAAAGUGAUCAACCAGACACUUGUGGAUCGAGCUGUCAAUGUAACAAUAGAACAUGCCGAUAUGCUUACCUAUGCAACUCUCUAUGCAAGACUGGAUGUUAUCGACCAUCUAAUGACGAUAGGCGAGAUGAACGAUCAAUGGGACUACUACUAUGCAAUGGCAGUCUCUCCGUUGACCGAUCGAUUGGAUAUCGUAGAGAAAAUGGUUGGCAUAAUGAAUGACCAAACUAUGUUUCCCGAAGGAAUAACUACCAAAGGAAAUGUAAGGAGAUCAACGAGAAAAGGUUCGACUGUCUUUGAUUUCGCUGCGUACAACGGUAAUUUGAAAAUCAUCGAUUGGCUGAUUGGUCAGCGCGCACAAGAUAUUGAAUACAGUGAUGUCUAUAUUCCUGCAAUUCUCGGUGGUCGACUACAUGUCUUAGAGUAUCUUUAUGGUCAACCUCUCAUUGAAUCACUAUUUCACUUGGGUACUGACAGUGAUUUAAGAUAUCUCUAUUGUGCAAGUCAACAUGGUAGUAUCGAUAUCAUUCAAUGGAUCUAUGCAAAGCGAACGACAAGCGAUGAUCAACAACUACAAGACGCAGCAGUAUCAAGAAAGAUGAUAUUCUUCAAUAAGAAUAUCGCUAUAUUCAAAUGGUUGUACUAUAAAAAUCUUAUCGAUAUGCGGAACAUUGAUUCAUAUGUGAUGAGUGCAAUCAGCACCAAAAGUCUGGAUGUUCUCAAAACCGCAACGAUAUUACAAACAAUACAUUCAAAUCGUCUAGAGAUACUACAGUGGUUCUUUGAAAACAGCAUUGCACUACAAAUUCCAUCAAUAUCCACACCACAAUACCUUUAUGUUGCCAACGCACUGAAUCACCUCGAAAUGGUAGAAUGGAUGUUGAGUAACUUAACUUUUGAAGAAAUCGAUCAAGAUUCAUUAAAAAAACUUAAAGACAAUGAAUCUAAAAUUAAAAUAAUGUAUAAUAAUAAUAAUAAUAAUAAUAAGAAUAAUUAUAAUUAUAAAACUUUAAUAGAUAGUAUUGGAAGUCAAAGAUCUAUAUUAAAUUUACCUUCGUUUCCAAUACAAUGUUUUAUCGAUCAAUAUCAAGCUAGUAUCGAUUCAUUUCUAGAGUAUGAUUUGGCUCAACAUCAAUUACAACAUAAUCAAGAUGGAAUGAUGAUGGCACUACCACUACCACCACCAGCUCCACCGGUUACUUCCAACUACUUGCCCGAUGAGAUGGUUCGUACUCUCUUGAAGCUACGUGAGAGUCGACCCGAUCUAACCUCCGUAGAGAGUAUCAUCAUGUUGAACAAGAUAGAACUACAAAGAAUGACUGAGAAAUCAUCGGAGGAAAUCAGUGUAUUUCUCAACUAUCUAUCGAAUACCUUGCUAUAUAGAUUAUAUACUUCGCCUACACCAUCCGCAGAUGUUGCUAUUGGUAGUGUUCAACCAUUAUUGACAAUGGUUACGGCAGCAGAGAUUGAAUCAUUUCCGAUUUCAAAGAUUAGGCUGUCGACUGGCUCGAAUGUACUGGAUCGUCAUUUACAAGGUGGAAUCAUGCCGAGUGGAAUCACAGAGAUAGUGGGUGAAUCGGGUUGUGGAAAGACACAGCUAGCAAUUCAGCUUUGUAUUCAGGCACAGCUACCGUUUUCACUCGGUGGUAUGGAGGGUGGUGCAGUCUACAUCGUAACAGAGUCGAACUUCCCACACAAACGUCUAUCGCAAAUGAUUGGGAAGCGUCGACCUAUCAUCGAAAAACUAUUGCAAAGAAACAGUGAAAAUAACAAUAGCAGUAAUAGUUUAAAUAUACAAUUCGAAGAUAAUAUUAUUAUACAUAAAGUACCUACUGCCCAGCAGCUAUUGACCGUAUUGACACAACAGUUUGCAGAACUGAUAUUCAAGAGAACCAUUAGAUUGCUUGUUGUCGACUCUAUCGCUGCACUGGUUCGUUCAGAGUUUGGUACAGAAUCUAAAGAUCUAAUAGAGAGAACUAAUUUACUCUGGGAGAUAUCCAAUCAACUAAAGUUAAUAAGCGAAGAACAUGGUAUUACAGUGGUAGUUAUUAAUCAAGUGACUGAUUAUUUCGACAGUAACAAUAUUGAAAAUCAACCACAACAAAACAUCAAUAAUAAGGAAAACAAAGAUGAAAAUGAAGAUGAUUCAAUGGAAUUAGAUUUGAAUUUAGAUGAUGAUAAUAAUAAUAAUAAUAGUAAAGCAAUUGUAAAUAAUAAUAAUAAUAGUUUAAUGGUAGUAUCGAAUAGACCGUUAAAAAGAAGAAAGAAACCCCUGGUACCCGUAUUUCAAAGUAGUAAACAACAACAUUCACCGUUUUUAGUCAAUGGUAAUGUUAAUCCUAUGGGUGGUAAUGGAUUUGGCGGAGUUUCUACCAAGGCUGUCAUACCUGCGCUUGGUCUAUCGUGGGCACACUUUGUAAAUACUAGAAUCAUGAUGUUGAAAACGCAUCGUAAUAUCCAGAAACCAGGUGGAACUUCAACAUCAAUGUUACCAGUUCGUCAGAUGAAAGUAAUUCUUUCAUCCAGUUUACCAAACGAUACAUUUCAUUUCUAUAUCGAUACACAAGGUGUUAUUGGGCUUGAUGAAAACAACAACGACAAUAACAAUGAUAAUAAUGAAACAUCUUUGGAACUUGAUUAUUUUAGUUCAGAUUAUAAAUUUUAA